CUUUUGGUCCGCGGCCCAGAGUCAGCUGACGUUCCUAUCACAAGCAAACUCAUUGGUCCUCCUGUGACCGUACGAUAUGUUGACUGUGCUUCGGAGCACGGUGGCAGCGUUCCUUGUUCAGAUCGCAGUCGUCGGCGUCGGCUCCCAAACCGAUGCACCAGGACUGCGGUCGGCAACAGGGGUUUACCUUCCAGAGUCCGCUGACGAGGAUACGAACCAGUCAAAGCGAGGCUACGGUCUACCUUGUACACGAGACAACGAUUGUUUCGUAAGCCGAGGUUUAGCGUGCCGCGACCUUCGUUGUAAUUGCUCGGCUUUGACACCCGUUCAUAUCAAAGACAAGGGAACCUGCCUUCCAGCUAAGGCGAUGUACGAAGCGUGCAUGUACAACGAAGAAUGCGCUAAAGGCAGCGCCAACCUUCUUUGCCUGGACUACCUCUGUUACUGCCCCUUCCCGUACGUUCUCAAAGACAAUAGCCAAUGUGUUGCGUCGCCACCUCCACUUUUGCGAACGCUCCUGGCUGUGGUACCUACAGCCUCCCUCGUAUUUAUCGCCUGCUUCAUUGUCGGAGCGUACGCUUGCAAGAAGCUUUCUGAAAGACACGAAGACACUGGUGCUACAUUAGAGGAAGGCAACAGCGACAAGGUACCAACACGGCCUCAAUGGGCAGUUCGGUCUCUGGGGGACCGCACAGACAGCACUGCUAUAAAACUCGAGAACACGAAUCUUGACGCCAUUCAUGAUCGAUUCUUGCGGUUCACGAGGGGUAACCCCUACCGGCAGCAUGCACCUGAAGACAAAUCAUGGGGUUCUAAGCGUCCUCCCCGCUUUAUACGCACUCCAUCGACGCUCGAGAAUAACUCUACAGCUGGUGCGGUGUUCCCGAUCACGCUCUGGAGCAGCUCUGAAGACAUCAGUGCGGUGCACAGGAUAACGCCGGAUACAAAAAAGAAGCAAGUCUUUUCAACGCCAGGACGAAGGUCCCCUGAGGACGGCUCGGAGAAACUAUUGGAUCCCACAACCAACAUCAUGGAAGGAGAUCUGACAGAGGAUCAGAACAAGAACGGCGAAUCUGAAUUGAACGUUCUCAACGAGAGAAGCAAAAGGAAGCAGAAAAAUCCCGAUGGAUCUGAAGAGCUCCAGUGGCAAGAGACGCCAAGUGGGCAAGCUGACGACAGCUACGUUGUUGAACCGAUGGCGUCCUUUCUGAGAGACAGUCUACUGAAGAGGUCGAGAACGCAACGUAAGGUGCAGAUGACGUUGGAAUGUCACAACGGUAAAGUUCCCAGUCCCCAGGCGCAAAAAGUCCAGAAGAUCAAAGCCAUCCCAGACGUGGCUGAACACGACGCCCAGAAACCGCUGACGAGCCUCUUUGAACGUAGCCGGAGGAAUAUUGACGCGGGCAACGUUCGGUUCCAGUUGCAGCUUCCAAGAAGCCUCAAGCCAGCCAACCCUUUCGCGAAAGACUAUUCACCGGCUGUGGCACGUGUCAGCCCUUUCAGUUGGACGGACGAUGUACUUCCAGAGUCUGAGUCCGUGGCACUGUCUUUCGUAUCGUCGAUGUCGAGCCACGAGGUUCUGCCAAAACCAGACAUUCAAAUGUCGCUGCUCAAAGCGAACCCUUUCAAGCAGAAUGACCCGGAUGCCGUACCAAGAUUCAGCGCUGCUCUGUGGAGCAUCAGUUCACAAGAGGAAGAUAAGAGUGGGGCUAGUUCUGGGCGCAGGCAUCGACGCGGUCCAACGCAACAAGGAAAAGAAUCUGGCUCGGAUACGUCAGAGUCAGUGCAGGAUCUGAGAAUAAAACUAAUUAGCUCCAUCUGCAAACCAAUUAGUGUCUCGCCGGUUGGGACUUCAAAUGCCACCAAACCUUUCAGUCCAACGAGCGCGGUUAACGACAUUGGGAGUCCAUCGACGUCUAAGAAAGGCAAGGAGCUGUCAUCUAGCGGGGAGAGUGCGCAAAAUAUUUCAAUGCACAAAGAUGCAAUAGACGACCAGCCAACUGCACACACCACGAGAAUCGGUUCUCCGAAGACUGACAAAACAUCGAGUGACCUACCACAGGAAGGAGCAGGCGUGGGGAGCAAGACUGGAUUUCAGAAGCGAGGUCUGUCACCACCACCGCAAGACAUCUACAUCGCCAUGGUUCGGCCGGGAUCGGCAGUCAUGGGCAAGCCUUCAGGAACGCUGAAGAGGCUUCAAAGGAAGAAGUCUGCGGCGGCUUCCAAGACGAAAGAGGUCUGCAAGAUCAUUUCACCUUCAGUACCGAAGGAAAAAAGGUCCGGGAAAGAAGACAAGCAGAACCAUUCGGAGAGGAAGGGUACCGGAAGGCGCGUCACACGUAGUCUUGGCUCAAGGGAGGACAAUUAUAUGGAAGCGGCAACGAAGAUGAUGGUAGCGAUGAUGGGAAACGAACAUUACAGACGCGAACGAAGCCACCUUCGCCAAAGCAUAACGGCAGGACUGGACGAGAACAAGCCUCCAGUUAUCGUCGGCGUUGCCCUGGAUGAGGCUCAGUACAUCCUCCAGUACGAUGUCAACCUCCAACAACAGCCGGAUCAGGCUACUGGCCGACGCAGGUCUGCGACGGAAUGGAGGCAUUCUCCACGGCCUGGUACAGCUGAGUCCCAAGUGUUUGUCACCAGGAAGACAACGGCAAUUUCCAACGUGUCUCCCUGCUUCAUCGACUCGCUGAUGUCGAGGGAAGACGUCCAGGUUACUCCCUUACCGCUAAAAGACAUCAUCAAGCUGCAGCACCCUCAGGUACCUCCAAUGGUGAUGAUGCCUCUACGAAAAGGGAACAACAUUCCGAGACGUGUGCCACUACCCACUGUCAACGAAAGUAGUACCAGCGUCAAUAUCAUUGCGGACGCCGAUAUCAUCACCGCGUCGAGCUCAGCGGUCCAGGAGGUCUCGCAGCGGGAUUAUAAAGCAGAAGAGCCCAAUACGAAUUCGCCGAUGCCCAAACCGCGCCUGACACCACUGCACGCUUCGCUGUCCAGGGAAAUGUCAACAGAAGACACAUCUUCAACGACAGCUCCACCUACAGACAGGCGCCAAGUGUUGGAAGCAGUUCCUGUACCGUUCAGACGCAACGUGACAUGCAAAGAGCCUGCAGAGCAAUCCGCUCCUGACAGCGCUGAAAGUGUUCGCGUCAUGCAGGUCGACCCCCAGCGUGGUCUUGAGGCAAUCCAGGGCACACAUACACCCCCGUCAAGCACGACAAACAUCGGCGACAGCCGUGAUGUUCAUAUGUCUCCUACUCGGAAAGACACCAGGAAGGGCAGCCCAUUGAAACUGGAGAUGGUAUUGGUGGCAGAACUGGAUGAUGUGGAGAAGCAGGCGUCGCCCAACUCUUCUCAGCGUCGCAGACAGUCUCUAGGCCGCCUAGAGGAUGAGGAUCCGUCAUCGCUGAGUGGGCUACCAAACACGAUGGGUUCCUGCUCAACACUUGAAACCACAGAUGAGCGGGUAUCGGACCGGAUGACGCGACCCAUUCGCUAUUGGUCCGAACCCCAUCGACUACCUCGAAGUGUAUUCAUAGCACGAAAACAAUUUUCGGAACCAAUACGAACACGACUAGACAUUAUUCCUGAAGCCCUCGACGAGACCCUGGCGUCUACGACGACAUUGAGCUCUGCUCAGUCUGACUAUCCAACCUCAUCGGAAGACUUCACGACGGGUACAGAGUCUUAUGCUGAAGACACUCAACCGACUUUCAGUACUCCGCUUCAAUACGCCGAAACCGUGCGGAGCGACCCGGUGCAGGUGCCUCCAGUACCGUUGCCGAGAGAAAGUAGCCGUCAUCCUGAACCCAGGCCUCGUUCUACUUCGGCUCUUCGAGAAAAACUUCGAAAAAUAGGGGUCAGAGUCCUCGAGCACCCGUUCUGUUUUCAGCCCUUUGCUAGUAAGGCGAGGGCUGAACCGGAAGACAGCAUUCCCGUUGUCAACAUUGAACCGCCAACCAGUGAUAUUAACAGCGUGCGAACAUUGAAGAGGGUGUUUGAAGACAGGCCGUCCCAGAGACACCUGGGACGACAUAGCACUCGCGCUGUUCCUAGGCCGCGCAAGACAAGGACAAAGGAGCGCAUGGAAGCUUCCAAGGAGACAUCGGAGGCAAAUAUUAUAGCUAGCCAGUGUCCAAGCACAUCCCGUUCCUCUUCAUUGGUGGGCCGAAGGAUCCGCGCAUUCCAGGACAUUGCUGGCAGAAGCAUCCCUAGGAGGCGUUCGAACAGGGAAACCCCAGCAACCACUGCGCUAACAGGAACAGUAACCACUGCGCCUGUCCAAGGCGAUGCGACCGGAGAGGCAAGGACGUGGACUGCCAGUAAUUCUCCGUCGCAAGAAGUGACGAGUGCGCUUCCUGAAGGUUGGGCUCCGGACGUGUCCCUAGUGUCCGCUCCACAGCUGCCCAGACGACAAAGGAAGAUGGGUCCGAAAGGCAGCGCUGAGGCGAUGGCGAAGAGUGAGUACACAGGGUGUGAAAGCAAGACAAAACGAAAGGUCCACGCAGGCGGGCGACACGAGGUACCCAGGCCUUUGCCCAGACUCCUGUCGCGUGCUGCAACCAGCAGGGAGCAACCGGAGUCGUCGUCCUCUUUCUCGGUACAAGAUGCCAGCGCAGUAGACUCCCUCUUCGCCGUAACGUCGACGGAGUUCGAACGCCGUCAGCUCAACUCGUUCCAUUCGUUUGACGGUGUAAAAUCGUCCUGCUCGAAGCUGUCACGCCACACCAGCGGAACGAACUCUUCAGAAUCUGAAUGGUACUCGUGUACCUCCACGGAUUCCGACGAGUGCCAUUAGCCGGACGAAAUAUAUUAAUAUAUCUGAUGUGAAUGGAC
This is a messenger RNA of Ornithodoros turicata, 4839 nucleotides long. RefSeq lists its product as uncharacterized. The coding region runs from base 77 to 4801 and encodes 1574 amino acids. Lineage: Eukaryota; Metazoa; Arthropoda; Arachnida; Ixodida; Argasidae. The transcript has 17 exons. The record is from RefSeq and is a predicted model, not a curated record.